Molecule: messenger RNA, 1065 nt
Organism: Corapipo altera (White-ruffed manakin)
Lineage: Eukaryota; Metazoa; Chordata; Aves; Passeriformes; Pipridae
Gene: RPH3AL
Product: rabphilin 3A like (without C2 domains)
Exons: 9
Coding region: 121-1065 (314 amino acids)
Biological process (GO): intracellular protein transport
Molecular function (GO): small GTPase binding
Source: RefSeq, a predicted model, not a curated record
CGCUCCGGGUUCGCUCCGUUUCCGCCUCGUCCCGCCGGGGCAGCGGCGGCUCCGCGGAGCGGCCGCGACCGAGGCCCGAGCUCAGGUGUGAUCCCUGCCACUCCUGCCCAGCCUGGUGCCAUGGCUGACAUGAUUUUUGGGAGCGGGACGGGCCAGUGGGUUUGCCCCAACGACCGGCAGCUGGCACUGCGAGCCAAGCUCCAGACGGGCUGGUCAGUGCACACAUUCCAGACUGAGAAGCAGAGGAAGAUGCAGGCUCUGAGCCCAAAGGAGCUUGAGGUCAUUCUGGAAGUCAUUCGCAAGGCAGAGAAACUGGACAUCAUCGAGCAGCAGCGCAUCGGGCGCCUGGUGGAGAGGCUGGAGAACAUGAGGAAGAACGCGAUGGGGAACGGGCUCUCGCAGUGCCUGCUCUGUGGGGAGCUGCUCGGGCUGCUGGGCAGCACGGCUGUCUUCUGCCAGGACUGCAAAAAGAAAGUUUGCACCAAGUGUGGAAUAGAAACCAUUGGAGCCCAGAAACGUCCUCUUUGGUUGUGCAAGAUCUGCAGUGAACAGAGAGAGGUUUGGAAGAGGUCUGGGGCGUGGUUCUACAAAGGGCUGCCCAAGUACAUCACACCUUUGAAGAGCAGCAGCAAACCCAUUGAGCUGCACUCGCAGCCGUGGCAGAGCGAGCUGGCCAUGCCGGAGUCGGAGAGCGUCGGGACCAGCCGAUCCUUCACCUGGGCCAGGGGAAAAGUGGUUUCUAGUGACAGUGAGAGCGACUCGGAGCUCAGUUCCUCCAGCCUGGAUGACAAGCCUGUGCCUGUGGGGUCAAAAGGCUCACAAGGGAGAAAGCUCCAAGCAGGACUGGUGCCCACCAGGGAGUCCAGCCAGGCCGUGGGCAGGGCUCUGGGCAGCACCCACUCCCUGGUGCUCUCGGGGAGCCACAGCAGCCUGGGCAGUGAGCAGGGGGCCGAGCUCAGUGCCACGGAGAGCUGCCACAGCGACCACCCGCCCGACGGGCGCGACAGCGACGCUGCCACCCGAGCCCCUGGCAAACGGUGUGUCCACACCAGAACACGAUGCUGA